This is a messenger RNA of Acomys russatus (golden spiny mouse), 1442 nucleotides long. It is a transcript of the gene Xkr8, whose product is annotated as XK related 8. Gene Ontology annotation, biological process: apoptotic process involved in development; phosphatidylserine exposure on apoptotic cell surface; engulfment of apoptotic cell. Gene Ontology annotation, cellular component: plasma membrane. The record is from RefSeq and is a predicted model, not a curated record. The transcript has 4 exons. Lineage: Eukaryota; Metazoa; Chordata; Mammalia; Rodentia; Muridae. The coding region runs from base 82 to 1320 and encodes 412 amino acids.
CUGCCCCCCUUCGAGCCCGGCUGCAGGGCAGGUCUUCCGCGGCAAGGCUGGCUGGCUGGCUGGCUGGCUGGAGGGAGGGCCAUGCCCUUUAAGCUGAGCUCCCCUCUCUUCUUGCAAGUGGUCGUGAGCUCGAUGGGCAUCCUGUCUUUCGUUCUGGACCUGGCCGCCGACCUGUGGGCUGUCGUCCAGUACAUGCUCGUUGGCCGUUACUUGUGGGCCGCGCUGGUGCUGACGCUGAUGGGUCUCUCUUCGGUGCAGCUGCAGCUCUUCAGUUGGGUCUGGAUGAGAGCCGACCCCUCUGAACUGUUCUGGUCGCAGUACUCGCAUCGUUUCCUUUUCAUGUUGCACGUGCUGCAGCUCGGCUACCUGUACAGGUGCUUUCACGGGCUGCAGCAGGGGCUGUCCUUGUGCAGUCAGGAGCUGCCGUCUGAGUUUGAGCUGGCCUAUGCAGACUUCCUCUCUCUGGACCUCAGCAUGCUGCGGCUCUUCGAGAGUUUCUUGGAGUCAACACCACAGCUCGCGCUGGUGUUGGCUAUCGUGUUGCUGACUGGCCAGGCCGAAUACUACCAGUGGUUCGGCAUCUUAUCAUCCUUUCUGGGUAUCUCGUGGGCACUGCUGGACUACCACCGGUCCUUGCGCUCCUGUCUUCCGGCCAAGCGUAAUCUGGGCUGGAGCUCCUCUGCCAUCUACUUCCUGUGGAACUUCCUGCUGUUGGGGCCCCGAAUCUUUGUCAUUUCCCUGUUCUCAGCUAUCUACCCUUAUUAUGUCGUCAUGCAUUUCUUCAGCCUGUGGCUGGUACUGAUGUUCUGGACCUGGCUUCAAGACACAAAGUUUAUGCCAAGCCCCAACUAUGAAUGGCUAUACCGGAUGUCUGUGGCGACCAUCCUGUAUUUCUCCUGGUUCAACAUAUCCGGGGGCCGCACCCGAGGCCGGGCCGUCAUCCAUUUGAUCUUCAUCUUCAGUGACAGUGUUCUGCUGGUCAUCUCGGUGUUGACCUACAUCACCUGGCUGCCCAGUGAGAUCUUAGUGGCAACGUACCUGAUUAUAGGAGCAGUCUGCUUCCUCCUGGGACUGGUUUUGCGUCUGAUCUACUACCUCUGGCUGCACCCUCGAUGCUUCUGGGAACCUGACCUUGUGGAUGGGACUUUGGGAAGUAUCCUCUCUCCAGACUAUACUAAGCUGCUUUACAACAGGCGAGCCACUCAGUUAGCACAGAACCUCUUCCCCAUGGCCCACAUGCCUCAGUUAGCACAGAACCUCUUCCCCAAGGCCCACAUGUCGGUUAUUCUGCCAGAGAAAGAGCCGAUAGUAACAAGCUGAGGCAGGAUCUGACUCAGCCAAUGAAGAUGAUGAGGUGAGUGAGGCCUUGCAAGGACCAAGGGGGUCUGCCACAUACAGGCCGUUCUCUCUUCCUCUUCACCCAAUAGAGCUUGCUGUCACCA